Priapulus caudatus is the source of this 1674-nucleotide messenger RNA. Its product is annotated as histone-lysine N-methyltransferase setd3-like. The record is from RefSeq and is a predicted model, not a curated record. The transcript is spliced from 12 exons. Bases 122 to 1198 code for a protein of 358 amino acids. Gene Ontology annotation, molecular function: histone H3K36 methyltransferase activity; protein binding; histone H3K4 methyltransferase activity. Gene Ontology annotation, biological process: peptidyl-lysine dimethylation; actin modification; peptidyl-lysine trimethylation. Lineage: Eukaryota; Metazoa; Priapulida; Priapulimorpha; Priapulimorphida; Priapulidae.
GCAGAGUAAGGAAUGGCUGCGCCCGCUCUAGUUUUGGUUUUGUAAUGUAGGGAGACAAAUUUUAUCAAAUAUUUGGUUAGUGUGGUACUUCUUAAGCCAAGUUUCAGGUACAUUCGUUGACAUGGGGCGUAAAGCAGUAAGGAGCAAAAUUGCACCCGCACUUAGGCGAGAGGUACUGCAGUUAGCUGAGCAGUUAUUGCAAAAGUGUACAGUGCCACCAAACUCUGUGAAAGAAGAGUGGGAACAGUUUGUUUCCAUCUAUGAGCUUGUUCAACAAAUAAGACUCAAGGAACAAGCCUAUGGAUUUGUACCUCCAGACAGGGAUGCACGGGGGUUUGCUACGUUUAUGAAAUGGGCUAAAAGUAAAGGAAUUAAAGCAGAUAAGGUUGAUACUGCCAAGUUUGGGAUUGGAGGUUUUGGACUACGAGCUAGUGCUGAAAUACAGGAAGAGGAACUUUUCCUUUCCGUACCAAAAGAUGCAAUGAUGACUAUUGAAACUGCAAACAAAUCCUCUCUUGGCUGGCUGAUAGAGAUUGACCCACUGCUACAGAACAUGCCUUACGUAACUUUGGCUUUACACCUUCUCUGUGAAAAAUUCUCUUCCAGUUCCGCAUGGACAUCUUAUAUUAACAUCUUGCCAGGUACAUUUACUGUACCACUGUAUUUUACCCUUGAGGAGUUUCAGAUGUUAAAAGGCGACCCUGCUUAUGAUGAGGCUUUGAAGCAGUAUCGUCAUAUAGCGCGUCAGUACGCGUACUUCUAUAAGCUCUUCCACACCGCGACAGAUGUCAAGGGCAUUCUGUUUCUUAAAGAGAACUUCAGCUAUGAUGCCUACAGGUGGGCAGUGUCGGUGGUGAUGACACGCCAAAACAUGAUCCCGUCUGCUGAUACUUCUGGUCUCAUUGCCGCGCUCAUACCCAUGUGGGACAUGUGUAACCAUAUCAACGGCAAAAUCUCGACUGAUUUUAAUCCGGAGAGAAACUGCAGCGAAUGCUAUGCGCUGCAGCAUUUCAAGAAAGGCGAACAGGUGUUCAUUUUCUACGGAGCAAGAACAAAUACGCUGUUCCUGAUCCACAGUGGCUUUGUGUGCAAGAACAAUCUGUAUGACACUGUACCUGUAAAGCUAGGAAUAAGCAAGAGUGAUCCACUAUUCUAUGAGAAAUGCAUUCUGCUAACAAGACUGGAAAUUUCUGUGUAAGUGCAGAUUUGUGUCUUACUAUAAUUUCUAGAAAUAUCAAAGUGUAGUGGCAUUCAGAAGAGUAACUCUGAUGGAAACAUUAUGUUUGCAAUACAUGCUUCAUGAAAUAGGUGUAAAGGAUCCCAAAUAAUUUCUUUGGUUCUCCCCGGAAAAUGAUUUUCAUAACAAGUUUCCGAAAUAAUAGAACUCACUGAUCGAACUUCUUUAUCGUAGAAAUAGGAGAAUGAGAGAUUUCACAGUCUGAAGUUCAAAACUAAAGAGAACAAAAGAUUUAAAAUCAGUAACUAGUGCAGUAACAAAUUAUUGUGCUAUCUGCUGUACAUUACUGCAGAAUUCCAGUUUUAAACACUAAAAGCACCAUUGCAUUAAGUCCUUUUUAGAUGUUUGGUUAUAUAGAAUAUUCAGCAACCUUCACAAUUAAUAAUUACUUAACAUGGUUUUAUAGCUAAUUUAGGCAUAGAGAAUUUGCCAUGAAC